AUGUCUCAAUAUUUCGGCGGAGUGCAAGCACUCUCCGGUGGCCUCGCCAACCAGGAGCAGCUCCGUCGAAACGCAAUAAGAAAAUUGGAAGCAGAGGGCAAGAUUGAGAAGGGUUCUUGGGAGAGGGAGAUGGCAUCGAUAGAUCACGAUGGCGUGGCCACCAAGAAGAAAGAGGUGAGCAAAGUCGAGGAGACAGGGAAAGAAUAUCAGGGUGGUAAGAAUGUUGGUGGACGGACUAGCACCACGGUGUAUGAGGCGCCAUCGACAUAUGAAUCCAAGGAGGAGGGCUCCACUGGAAAUGGAGAGGCAUCGACAGGUGUGAAAGAGUGUAUCGACGAGUAUAAGAAAUGUCAUGCGGCAGUGUGGCCAGAAGUACUAGAACAGAUCAAAGACAGCAAUGUUAGGGAUUACUCUAUAUUCCUCUCUCUCUCGCCUCGACCCACUCUCUUCGCCUCGUUCAAAUACGUCGGAAACGCGUUUGACGAGGAUAUGGCACGCAUGGCCGCCAACAAAAAGGUGCAAGAGUGGUGGGCCAUGACGGAUGGAAUGCAAGAAUCACCAGUUGAGGGGGCGCAGGGGAGCGCAAAGGGACCGGGAUGGUGGGGACAGACCGAAGAGGUGUUUUAUGUGGAGUAG
Messenger RNA from Alternaria postmessia, 636 nucleotides. RefSeq lists its product as uncharacterized. The coding region runs from base 1 to 636 and encodes 211 amino acids. The record is from RefSeq and is a predicted model, not a curated record. Gene Ontology annotation, molecular function: racemase and epimerase activity, acting on carbohydrates and derivatives. NCBI's taxonomy places the organism in Eukaryota, Fungi, Ascomycota, Dothideomycetes, Pleosporales, Pleosporaceae. The transcript is spliced from 3 exons.